Messenger RNA from Cladocopium goreaui, 2802 nucleotides. NCBI's taxonomy places the organism in Eukaryota, Dinophyceae, Suessiales, Symbiodiniaceae. The record is from the annotation of a GenBank genome assembly.
AUGCUUUCGGGGAAUGUUUGGCAAGUGCUCUUGGACCUUGUUACCUGUUCCAGAGACCCGCAGAAAGGCCAGUGGUGCAGUUGCAAAGAGACCGAGGGCAAGUCCCGAGGCAUUCUGGGCAAUCUUCCAUGGUCCAUCCAGGAGAGCGAUUCCAGCGAUGAAGAUGUGAGCAGCUUGGAAUGGAAGCCCACCAUCCUUUCUGCCGAUGGAUCCCGCUAUACUGGCCAAUGGAAAGGCAGUACUUGGCAGGGUGAAGGUCAGCUAGAGCUGGCGGAUGGCAGCACCUAUGAGGGAUGUUUCAAAGAUGGCAAACCUCACGGUGUUGGGUGCUUGAAAGGUCCUGAUGGAUGUGUUUAUCAGGGCCAAUGGCGCCAGGGAAGAGCACAUGGAAUGGGGAAGUACACCAAAGCUGCUGGUGCUGGCACCUAUGAAGGUCAAUGGCUGGAGGACAAACGCUCCGGCCUAGGCACUGAGCUAUGGGCAGAUGGAUGCCUCUACCGUGGAUCUUUUCAGAAUGGUUGCAAGCACGGGCGAGGCUUCUACCAAACGCCCCAAGGUGCUUCCUACAACGGGAGCUUUCAAGCAGACCAAAUGCAUGGAGACGGGGUCUACAAGUUUCCCGAUGCUCGUGUCUAUUCAGGAUCCUUCAAAUCUGGGCAGAUGACUGGAUAUGGCCAUAUGUCUUGGCCUAGCGGAGCUGCCUAUGAAGGUCAGUACCUCAAUGGUGAGAAACAUGGCCCAGGGGUCUACACCUGGCCAGAUGGUCGUGCGUGGUCGCAGCGCGCGCUAGCAACAUUGGCAGGUUUGGGCUUAGGCUGCGCUUUGCUGGCGAACAAGGCAUCACCUACGGCUCGAGCAGCUGAGCCUGGUGGGCGCAAAGUGUGCAUUGUCGGCGAGGCAUUGUUUGACUUUUUGCCGGUCAAGACGACGGAUGGCAAGCAGGCGUUCCUCCCGCGCCCUGGAGGUGCACCGCUGAAUGUGUGCAUAGCAGCCUCCAGGAUGGGCGCCAAAGUUAGCUUCCUGGGAGCCCUUUCUUCCGACAUGUUUGGCGAGGAGCUUUACAGAACCCUUGAGGCCGACAACGUUGACCUGAGCAUGGUGAAGCGGCUGCCAAAUCCUUCCACGUUGGCAUUUGUCAGCAAACCGCCUGGAUCAGAUGUUCGCUAUGCGUUUUUCAAGGAAAAUGCUGCAGAUCGAAGUCUCUCUGCCAGGGGUGUGGCUGAGCUCUUGAGCGGCAAAUCCUUUGGUGCACUUCACGUGAGUCUGGGAGCCAUCACUCUUGAGGAUUCAGUGCUGGCGGAAGCCUUUGAGCAAGCCUACAAGAACACUCACAGUACCAAAGGCUUUACAUCCUUUGAUCCCAACCUGCGUGGCCCCAUGGUCAAAAGCAGUCCCAGCGUUUAUGCGAGCCGUAUAGAGGCAUUUGCGCAGCACGCUGACCUGAUCAAAUCCUCUGACGCAGAUAUCGAGUUCUUAUAUGGCGCAGGAGCUGACCUAGAGGCAGUGGCCAAAAAGUGGCUCCAAAAAGGCGCCAAAUUGGUUGUAGUCACACGCGGUCCUGAUGGGGCCACGGCAUAUUUUCGAGGAAAAUCGCAAAUAACCUCGCUGGCGGUCAAGCCACCCUGUGAAUCGCCCAAGACCAUAGAUCUUGAGGGCAAUCCUGCGCCUGUGGCCGACACGGUUGGCGCUGGAGAUACGUGUAUGGGCACUUUGCUUUGCUACCUGUUGGGGGAGGACAUGUCUAUGGUCUUAGGGGCCUUCGCCCGCAUGCGCUACAGAGAUCGCGAUAUGAUGGUUCGGAUCGCUGAGUCAACUCCGGCGAUCCUAGGACAGUUUGCAGCCACAGAUAUUACGCACUACUUGGCAGCAUUUGCUCGUCUGGACGUGGAGCAUCGCUUAGUUUUCAACUUGAUGGCCCGAGAAAUUGCCAGGAAGCUGCACGAUUUCAAUGCAGCUCAGUUGGGUGAAUUGGUUUAUGCCUAUGCUCGCUUGAAGCUUCGUCAUCAACUGCUGUUGGAUGUACUGAAGAAGAGGAUGAUUGAGGUUGUAAAAGCAAUGCGGCCUUGGCAUUUGGCCUUGGUGGCCAAUGGCUUUGCCCGGUUGCAAACCAGUGACGAGCGCUUUUUCACCAUUUUGGCUUCUGAGAUUUGCCGACAGAUUUCAGAGUUUGACGGGAAGCCGCUUGCUUUGGUGGCAAAUGCGUAUGCAAGACUAGAAGUCCGAAACCGCUUUCUACUGGAGCUCUUGGGCGAUGAGGCGUUCCGUCGAAGAGGUGAACUUGAACCUCAAGCUAUUGCCCUGCUCGUCAACGCGCACGCGCGGCUACAAAUGUCAAAUCCACUACUCUUCGAUUAUUUUGCACAAGAUAUUCCGCGCCGGAUUCGUGCUCACAAUCUUCAAUCUCUUUGUCUCAUCUCGAGUGCUUUCGCCAAAUCACGAAAAAGUGAUGAAACAUUAUUUGGAAAGAUCGGAGACUAUGUUUGUUCUCAUGCAUCAGAGUUGUAUCCACGAGCCGUGGCGACAUUUCUCUUUUCCUUUUCAGAAGCUGAUAUCCGUCAUGGUGUGCUGUUCUUCAAUGCCCCGGAGCACGUGUUGCAGAAUAUCCAGGCAUACACCACAGAUGAACUCUGCAUGGUGGGACGGGCAUAUGGGCAUUUCCAAAUGGCCCAUACGCCGCUGUUCGAAUGCAUCAGUGAGACUUUGCCGCACCACACUUUGGCCUUGGAGGCAGAUCAGACUGAAGAGAUUUCGGCACAAGAUGAGGAUGCAGAGGUUGGUGGAACCUGUUGGCAUUUGGUAUAA